This is a messenger RNA of Lytechinus variegatus (green sea urchin), 862 nucleotides long. RefSeq lists its product as uncharacterized. The record is from RefSeq and is a predicted model, not a curated record. NCBI's taxonomy places the organism in Eukaryota, Metazoa, Echinodermata, Echinoidea, Temnopleuroida, Toxopneustidae. The coding region runs from base 96 to 587 and encodes 163 amino acids. The transcript is spliced from 4 exons.
UCUUCAUCAUUCUACUGAAGACGAUAAAAUAUCAAGGAACCUUAAAACAAGAAAGUGAGGAUCUGCGUCAAAUUAUCAUAGAGAAAAUCGUCAAAAUGGCAACAACGAUGAAGCUGGUCAUCUCACUGUGUCUUCUGUCAGUAUCAUGUAUUUGCCUCUCAGAAGCCUUCAAAUUGAGUGUCAACGAGCAUCUUAUCAAGUCUUGUCCUGGAUACAUGGAGAAGAAACGAGGCGAAGGUUACCGCUGCGACUCCGAGGUCAUCGAUCACGUCCACGACUACGCCGAACAGUUCGAAAUGGCAGGCUACGACGGUGACAUCGUUGAAGACUACCUCGACAUGGCCAAUAAUGGCGGCAUUUGCUACAUGAAAGAUUCCAAACCAGAGAUUGUUAAGGGUGACUGUGCGGCCAUGGAGCUGGUUUGCAGUGAAUAUGAACCUCAGGUCGUCGACUUCUGCUCCAAACUCAGAAAACAAUCAAAGGCAACGACAGCACCCACCACUACAACGGAGCCUACCACUGAGGGGGCAGAGGGACCAGAGAUCGAGUUCCCCACCCCAGCCGGACGGGCUAAAGCCUUCCAGUAAAGACACUUAUUCCUUCAUCAAUCAGUCCUGGGUCCUUGGAUGAAUCGUCUUUGAAUAGCAAGAUCCUGAUUGACAACUGUCUUGCGUUUGAGUGCAAUUUAACAAUAUUGUUUAUAUUUUUGGUUUUUAUAAGAUAUUGCAGUAGAGUAUUAUUCUGAUUGGAUACUCUUAUUCGCAAUAUGGAUAAUUAAUGUUUGAAAAUGAUGUAUGUUUGUAUAUUUUGGUAUUGAUCGUUACACGACAUCGGCAUUAAAAGGUUACCUAGUUUAAAACAU